AAAGUACCUGUGUGAGUGAAAAGGCCGUGCAAACCGCGUACCAUCUUUUUCCAUAUUUUUGCCUGAUAUCUGCUUGAAAUAUCCUCCGUUAAAGUUCAAAAUGUACGGAAAUCGCCCGCAAACUGGCAAUAGUGGAUUCCACCGUGGCGGUGGUAUGGCCGGAGGUCGUCCAGGAGGUGGCCAGAUGGGAGGCGGUUUCCGCCGUGACGGAGGCGCCGGAGGUUACGGUGGCGGCAACGGGCCAUCGUUUGACCGGCAAUCGCAGAAUGGCAAAAAUCUUCGCACCCUGAAGUGGGAGCCGGAAGAUUUGACGCCCUUUGAGAAGAACUUUUACCAGCCGUCGGCCGCCCUGGUGGGCAUGUCCGAGGGGGAAAUUGCGGGCUACUUGAACAAGCAUCAGAUCACCCUGAAGGGCCGCGAAGUGCCGCGACCGAGCAUGGACUUUGAGGAUGGUGGUUUGCCGAGCUACAUCAUGGAGGAGCUGAAGCGACAGGGCUUCAGCAAACCGACGGCCAUUCAGGCACAGGGAAUGCCGAUUGCACUGAGCGGCCGCGAUAUGGUCGGAAUUGCACAGACCGGGUCGGGCAAAACGCUGGCCUACGUCGUGCCGUCCCUGGUGCACAUUCAGCACCAGACCAGCAUCCGUCGUGGCGAUGGACCGAUCGCACUGAUCCUGGCACCCACCCGCGAACUGGCGCAACAGAUUCAGCAGGUGGCGACCGAUUUCGGAUCGCGCGUCAGUGCCAACAAUACGUGCGUUUUUGGCGGAGCCCCCAAAGGCCCGCAGAUACGCGAUCUCGAGCGCGGCGCUGAGAUCGUCAUUGCAACCCCCGGCCGGUUGAUCGAUUUUCUCGAGCGCGGAAUCACGAACUUGCGGCGCUGCACCUACUUGGUGCUGGACGAGGCCGAUCGUAUGCUGGACAUGGGCUUCGAGCCCCAGAUCCGCAAGAUCAUGGGACAAAUCCGGCCCGAUCGGCAGGUACUGAUGUGGUCCGCAACGUGGCCGAAGGAGGUGCGAAAUUUGGCCGAAGAAUUUUUGGCCGAUUACGUUCAGAUUAACAUCGGUUCGUUGAACCUGUCGGCGAACCACAACAUCCUGCAGAUCGUGGAUGUAUGCGAGGACUACGAGAAAGAUCAGAAGCUGAUGAAGCUUUUGACGGAGAUUUCCGCCGAACCGGACACGAAGACGAUCAUUUUCGUCGAGACGAAGCGCCGUGUGGAUGACAUUACGCGCAUCGUAAACCGCAAUGGAUGGCGCGCCGUGGCCAUCCAUGGUGACAAGUCGCAACAGGAGCGUGACUACGUGCUCAGUGCAUUCCGUAACGGGCGCCAGGGCAUCCUGGUGGCCACGGAUGUGGCGGCUCGUGGCUUGGAUGUGGAAGACGUAAAGUUCGUGAUCAAUUACGACUAUCCGUCCAAUUCGGAAGAUUACGUGCACCGGAUUGGUAGAACGGGACGCUCGAACAACACCGGCACCGCCUACACACUGUUCACCAACUCGAACGCCAACAAAGCCAACGAUCUGAUCAACGUGCUGCGCGAAGCGAAUCAGGUCAUCAAUCCCCGGUUGGUUGAGCUUGCCAAACCAAACAUGGGCAAGGGUCGUCAACGGUACAGUAACCAUCGUUUCGGCGGACAGCAGAACCGUCCUCCGCGGGAUGGCAUGUUCGGUGGUAGCGGUGGUGCUGGUGCUCGGUUCGGCGGACAGCGCGAUGGUGGUGGUGCCCCGAAGUUCGGUGGUGUUGGUGGCGCUGACAAAUACGGUGCCCCCCGCGAUGGCCGGGCUAUGCAGGCCGCCUCCGCCGCCAUGUACGGUGUCGGAAUGGCCAGUCUCUCGCAAUCGCUCGGUCUCAGUGGUAGUGCUGGCGGUCUGAAGCAGGUGGCCGUUGGUGGGCUAGGUGCAGUGUCCGCCGGGCAACGGCAGAGUCGAUUCUCCGCUCCCGCAUCGGCAUCGUCCGCUGCUGCCGCAGCCGCGGCCGCCAGCGCUUUUGCGUCGAGCUACCAGCAGGGUAAAUACGCGCUAAGCGCCGCCGGUGCAGGUGCGGCCGGACUAGCCGGAGCGCAUCCGUCGGUGGCGGCCGCAACCAAUGGUGUCGCGGCGUACGGUGCAGCACCUCCCUCGUACAAGUCUUCUGUCGGCGAGGCAGCAGCCGCAGCGGCGCACCUGUACGGCGGUGGUUACACGACCCGGGCACAACCAGCCAGCAUGCCGUCGAGUGCUGCGGCAGCGGCGGCGGCCGCAGCCGCCGUUUACCAGUACGCUGCGAACGGAGCCACCCCGGCCUUUGCCUACCCACCGCCGCAGGUAGUGCUGAACUAAGUGUCCGACCGACCGACCGAAAGACGGCACUCAAUAUGUUUUCUGUGAGAGAAUUAUUUAAAUUGUCACCCAUACCGUAGCGCUUAAGUUACAUCCCGCUUUUCUCGCCCUUGAAUGCGUUUUUCAUCGUAAACGGCAGCCCCACAAUCGGUUGUUGAUCAGUGAUAGAGUUUGGGGUGGUGGUUCAUUUUCUCCUCGUGGCCCUGUGGUGGUGAGACGGCGGAUGGU
Messenger RNA from Anopheles cruzii, 2548 nucleotides. RefSeq lists its product as uncharacterized. Gene Ontology annotation, cellular component: cytoplasm; nucleus; ribonucleoprotein complex. The record is from RefSeq and is a predicted model, not a curated record. NCBI's taxonomy places the organism in Eukaryota, Metazoa, Arthropoda, Insecta, Diptera, Culicidae. The transcript has 4 exons. Gene Ontology annotation, molecular function: RNA binding; ATP binding; RNA helicase activity. Bases 101 to 2320 code for a protein of 739 amino acids.